AUGCCCCCACUCACCCUUGAAGAUGAUAUCUUCGAUGAUGCUUCGUCAGAAGACAUCUUAGCACAACCACUACAUACCCUCCAUGAACCCAGUAGCUCUAGAGGCAUUUCUAGUCUAACAAGCCCCGAAUCUGCACCAUCGCGGCCACAGACUUUAGGCAACACUGGAUGUUACGGCAGCUCAGCUGGAGCUUCUCGGAAAAGGAAGUGGUUUGAUCUCGAUGCUAGUGAGACACGUGAGAAAAGACCACCGACGUUGGAUGUUCGUGCGACAUCUCUCAACGAGUUCUCUUCGCUACCGCGUACCGGGCAACGGCUCGUUCCGAUCAUACGGUCAAAUUGGGCGUACCCGAAGUCCCAGUAUCAAGGAUGGCUCCCUCCGCUACCCAUCACUUCGGAGUCAUCAGCGAUCAAGGAUCUCAAGCAGGAAUAUACGCGCAAGCAGCUUGCCAGUCCGGGCGGUGCUGCUCACGCUGCGACAGAUGAUUACGUUAGCUUCGAGCUCUCGGCGUUCAGCAUGUACAGACCGUCCAAGCCAUCGAAUCGAGCCGUCUGGGACGAGUGUGAUUACGAGUAUAAGAUGGAGUGUCUCCAUCAACUGAACAACAAACGAGGCGUCAGCGAACUUCUGUUCGACGGUAUUCUCAGCGUUGGACAGGAGAAAAGAUAUGUUCAAGGAGUACCUUUCAAGACGUUAUCAAUCGAUGGGUACGGCGAUCAUAGCGCGCACACCGCCACUGGAAUCUGGAUACAAUCCAGCCUGGGACGGCAGAGCGCGAUCUGGUACCAGCUGAGAUACCCGGCUGAAGAGUACACUCGUUACCACAAACCCUUCUUGUGGGUGGCAAAUCUCAGCAAAUACUUUGUGGACUAUCUAGCCGAGCACGACGCUGUCUGUCUCCGCGACUUACGGAGACGGUUUUAUGAGCAGCUCGUUGCGAGACAUGGUAGCGAUGAGCACUUCGUCAUGUGGUUAGGGGAGUCAAAGAGUACGGACUUCCGGACUAGUGUCGCAGCUAAUGCUGGAUUCUUAUUCAACGAGAGCUGGAACAUCAACACCGAGUUAACGUGCCAUCCUAUCUGGGGCGAGAUCGGUCCAGUCGAGCUGAGCGCUAUUCCACAGCAACCGCAAGAGGAGGCUAAGACCAUAGUGACUCCCUACACUUAUGACUGCUUUAAGAAUAUGUACUUCUCGAAGUGGCUAGAAGCCCGCCAUCCUACAAACGAAGUGCUUAGCUUACAGCGCCGGCGACAGGAAGCUCUAGGAUUCAGGCCUCAUGGAAGUUCAUCACAUACGCCGUCAAAUCGCGUUCUCCCUCUUGUAAAUCGCGAGUUUCGCGUCGGCGACGUGGUGGGUGUUAAUCGGGACGAGGAGUCAGUUUGGAAGGACGGGCAAGACACAUGGUUUGCAUACGUGCAAGGGACACGUACAGAUACAAAAGGACGACAGCUACUGGAUGUCAUCUGGUUGUACAGGCCUGUUGACACAACCUUAUCCACCAUGACCUAUCCAGUAAAGAACGAGUUAUUUUUUUCUGACCACUGCAAUUGCGACAAACAUGAGUUCAGAGCAGCCGAUGUGGUGUGCAAGGUUAACGUCGAUUGGAGACCGUUCUCGAGAGGCUUGCACGCCCAGCAGGAUUCGCAACAUGACUUCAUCGUUCGGCAAGUUUAUCGCGUGGGAGAUAACUCCUUUUCAACACUCCGGACCACGGACUUCGAGUGCGACUGCAGAACGGCCGUUACGCAGUCAGAGCUGGAGCUGCUAAUGACGAAAUUCGAGGUCGGGGACUCCGUUCUAUUCUCCGCAAAGGGCCACGAUUACCUUGAGCCUGCCGUCAUCGAGUCCUUCCUCCAUGAGAAAGGGAGUGUUCUCAUGCGGCGCCUUCCACGACGAGAGCGCGAUCUGGGGCACAAGGAAGCACGCCCCAACGAGGUCGUCUGGACCAGUGGUUUCUUCAUGAUCUCAGCUAAGCAGGUUGUCAGGAAAUGCGCUGUUCGCUUCUAUACCGCGGAAGACCUGAAGACCGGUUGCAUACCAGUCCCUUACAACCGGGAUGGAACUGCGGACGCCUUCUAUAUCACCUGCGAACAGGUCACAGACGGCUACAAGGGUGUGCAAGACCCGUUUCCCUCACAGCUCAAUCAAGGGUACGAUCCCACUGCUCCGCCCGCCCAGCGCCCGUUGAGAGGGCUAGGACUCUUUUGUGGGGGCGGCAAUUUUGACCGAGGUCUCGAAGAAGGCGGUGCAGUAGAAUUCAUUGGGGCUGUUGAUCUGGCUGCGCAUGCUAUGCACACAUACCACGCGAACCUGAAGGAACCGGGCCGCGAGGUGGAGUUCUUCUCUGCAGGAAACCCAUGUGUAGCCUUCUCCCUCCUCCAGCCUAACAAGCAGAGCGAAGAGUCCCUUAAGAAUGCGUCCUUGGUUGCCUCAGUAGUGGCCUAUAUCGACCUCUAUAGACCGCAAUACGCGGUUCUAGAGAACGUUGUGGCGAUGACGCAUAAGAUAGGGGCCACAGAUCAGAACGUCUUCUCGCAGCUGCUCUGCGCCUUAGUCGGCAUGGGAUACCAGGUGAAGCAAUUCUGUAUGGAUGCUUGGUCGGCUGGAAGCGCGCAGAGCCGGUCUCGACUCUUCAUAUCCAUCGCAGCGCCUGAAUUGGAGCCCAUUCCUCAUCCUGCCUCAACUCAUGCCCAUCCUCCGAACACCAAAAACGCUAGCCUGGGCAAGGCCACCAACGGGCAGCGAUUUGGGGAAAGACGCUUCGAGCCAACGCCGUUUGAGUACGUCACUGCGAGAGAGGCGACCGAGGACCUUCCAUGGAUCGGUGAUUCGUCCGUUCAGAGCUGUAUCGAGUUUCCCGACCAUCGAACGUCACGAGUUGAACGGGCACUUCGCCGCACUCAAAUGUCUAUGAUUCCAGUGUUUCCCCCUAGCCAGAACUUUGUAAAAGCCAUUCAGCAAGGCUACAUGGGUCUACCACAGAGGCUGGCAUCCGCCAAGGAGAAAAACAAACUUCGAUCAGCCAAAACCAGCAACGCUUGGGGCCGCGUUCCUGCCGACGGCCUGAUGCCCACUAUCACGACAAUCUGCUCGCCUGCGGAUGCUUUCCACGGCAACGUCUUACACUGGGACCAGCCGAGGUGUCUGACCGUUAUGGACGCUCGGCGCGCUCAAGGCUUUCCGGACGAAGAAGUCAUUGUUGGCCUUCCAGCGAAUCAAUGGAAGAUUAUCGGCAAUAGCGUUGCACGUCCAGUAGCCCUUGCUCUUGGUAUGGCUUUGAGAGACUCAUGGCUGGCGAAUCCGCCCGAACCAGAGCCUCCAGCUGCAGGAAUCGUCCAGCGUGCUGGUGUAAACGCGGAUACGGAUGCCAACGUUACGGGGAUAGCCACAACGUCGUCAUACAAGCAGCCUCACCACGCAAUUGAGGACCAAGACUACCUACAUCUCAGCGCAACGAGUGAGGCCCGGGCUUCUGUGCGUUCUGUGAAAGAGAAUCUUAACGUCAACGGGUCUUUAAGGAUUCGGCGAAGUUCAGUUGUUCACAGAACUAGAACUACAGAGCGGACUGUCGAUACUACUGAGAUGACGCUAAAAGCAACCAUCUUAAAGAGCACUCGAACCGCACUGGACAACAAGGCGCACGAGCCCGCAGAGACUGUGAUCCACCCCUCAAGGCAUGAGAGUCCGUUGUCGGUCGUUAAGAAGAGCGCUCGUAGUGCUGGGCUGGAGCCGGAGUUUACGCCCACUGAGUGGCAUACUAUACCUGGCAGGAGCCCGUCCUACAAGCGCGGAGGCCGACACACCAAGGACGAUGGUACCUGA
Molecule: messenger RNA, 3822 nt
Organism: Coniosporium apollinis CBS 100218
Lineage: Eukaryota; Fungi; Ascomycota; Dothideomycetes
Exons: 3
Coding region: 1-3822 (1273 amino acids)
Cellular component (GO): nucleus
Molecular function (GO): chromatin binding; methyltransferase activity
Source: RefSeq, a predicted model, not a curated record